AAGUCGCCUCACUACAAGGCUCCAGUCACACAGAGCAGGAAGUACACGGCGGGAAGCCGUCCCCGCCGAGACUGAGGGAGCAGCGGGCGAAACCUGUUCCUCCGAGUUUCAGGUGCGUAAACUCCUGGCCUGCCACGCCCUGCUCCCCGGGGUGCGGGGGAGGGGCGGGGGCGGGGCUUGCGGCGAGGCUCCCGCAGUCCCUGUGCCCGGGCAGGACUAGAAGACGCAGCGCUGCUCCUGCUGUGGAAAGUUCCCCAGGCUCUGGUGUUGUGCGGCCAUUGUGGAGACCUUCAGCUGCUGAUAGAGGUUCCAUCUGUGACCAACCUCCCUGCUUGCCGAAAUGUCUUCCAGACCGCUUGAAAGUCCGCCACCUUAUCGGCCAGAUGAGUACAAACCAUCCAUUUAUGCCCCCAGUCAAGACGUGUACGGAGGGAGGCCGCCCUCACAGCCUGCCUACUCGUAUUAUCCAGAGGAUGAAGUCCAGCACUUCUACAAAUGGAGUUCUCCACCAGGAGUCAUCAAGCUCAUGUCCAUCCUCAUUGUUGUCAUGUGUGUGGGAAUCUUUGCAUGUGUAGCUUCCACAUUACCAUGGGACUUGGAUAUCACUGGACAGUCUAUGGGAUAUGGUUUUGGAGGAGGGGGGUAUUCUGGUUCCGGUGCAUACAAUGGCUAUGGUUUUGGAGGAUCUCAGAUGGGCAUGGGCUUUGCUUAUGGAGGGAACUACACCGAUCCCCGUGCUGCCAAAGGGUUCAUCCUUGCCAUGGCUGCGUUUUGCUUUAUAUGUGGUAUGGUAAUCUUCGUAAUGACUGUAACCAGGUCAGGCACUGCUACCACUAGAAAAUUCUACUUGAUUGUCAUCAUCGUCAGCGGAAUCAUGGGGGGAUUGGUCUUUAUUGCAUCAAUUGUCUAUACCAUUGGAGUAAAUCCUGUAGCCCAAGCAUCUGGAUCAGCCUUCUACACACAGAUCGUAUCCAUCUGCAACCAGUUUUACGCCCCUGCCACAACUGGAAUGUUUGUUAACCAGUAUCUCUACCACUACUGUGUCGUGGAACCACAAGAGGCUAUUGCCAUUGUCAUGGGGUUCCUGAUCGUUGUGGCAUUUGCCAUUAUCAUAUUCUUUGCCGUAAAAACGAGGAGGAAGAUCAACGAGUUUGGGAAGUCGAACAUUUUAUGGAAGAAAAAUCAUUUUGAUGAACAGGGAGAUCCAAACGUGGAGGAGUGGGUAAGAGCAGAGCAGUGCUGGAAAUACCAAGCAAUAAAAUCGGAUGAUGAGCGAGAUCGAUAUAAAGCUGUGUUUAAUGACCAGUAUUCGGAGUACAAAGAACUAUCGGCUGAGGUGCAGGCAGUAUUGAAAAAGUUCAGUGAACUGGAUGCAGUGAUGAGAAAGUUACCCAGAAACCCAGGCAACGAAUAUGAAUAUGAACGGAUUUCAAAGGUUUUGCAGGAAUAUCAAAGGAAGAAGAAUGAUCCAACAUUUUUGGAGAAGAAGGAACGCUGCGAGUACUUAAAGAACAAGCUUUCUCACAUCAAGCAGAGAAUUCAGGAGUAUGACAAAGUCAUGACCUGGAAUGAUGGACUUAAUUAGUUCUUGGAGGAUUUAUUUCUGUAACUAGUGGUACUAUUUCAUAGGCGCUGUUCACAUCUACCUUGUGGCUUCUGUUGAUAAUGAAAGCCAUAAUGUAGUGCUGAUAACAAAGGUGCCCGACAGUCCCUGUUGAUUUAUAAUGGGGGUCCAUCAGGUUCUGCAUACACCACUAUUUUUCUGUCUAAUCUGAAGCAGUUUGCACUUGGGGCUAUGGACAGCCUCAGAUAUGACCAGUGCCUUAAGGUGUCCAUUGUCCUUAGAUAUCCAUCAGCUGAACACUCAGACGACAGCAUUUUCUCCCAACCCCCCCAUCCCCAUUCACAUGCAUGGACAGUUUAGCUGUGCAUUCUUGUGUUGUCUUUGGGAAUGAGGGUAAUAAGAUGCAGCUAGAUUAUUCUGGUGGUGUCUUAUCUUUCUUGAGAUCAGGCAUAUUGAAACUCAACAUGCCCAUUUCUUCUCCCCCCCCCCCCUCCAAAUGGCUGCCAUCAGGGGAGAGUUUGGGCACCCCCAUACACUUAGACAUUUGGCCGGUACUGCUGAACAUGGCGGGAUGGGCCAACAUUCAUCUGAUAUGUAUAGCCACCUUUACUCUCACAAUCGGGCGGUUAUCCAGGAACAGAUAAUGAUGACCU
Molecule: messenger RNA, 2217 nt
Organism: Bufo bufo (common toad)
Lineage: Eukaryota; Metazoa; Chordata; Amphibia; Anura; Bufonidae
Product: occludin-like
Exons: 7
Coding region: 341-1585 (414 amino acids)
Biological process (GO): bicellular tight junction assembly
Cellular component (GO): cytoplasmic vesicle; apical plasma membrane; bicellular tight junction
Source: RefSeq, a predicted model, not a curated record